Paecilomyces variotii is the source of this 1839-nucleotide messenger RNA. RefSeq lists its product as hypothetical. The coding region runs from base 7 to 1839 and encodes 610 amino acids. Gene Ontology annotation, biological process: positive regulation of transcription by RNA polymerase II. The transcript is spliced from 5 exons. Lineage: Eukaryota; Fungi; Ascomycota; Eurotiomycetes; Eurotiales; Thermoascaceae. Gene Ontology annotation, cellular component: nucleus. The record is from RefSeq and is a predicted model, not a curated record. Gene Ontology annotation, molecular function: DNA-binding transcription factor activity, RNA polymerase II-specific; transcription cis-regulatory region binding; zinc ion binding.
UCGGCCAUGUGUGAUAGGGAUCGAGGUAUUGGACAAACCCGCAGGAGGACACGAACAGGAUGCUUGAGAUGCCGUGCUAGAAAGCGCAAGUGCGAUGAGGAGAGGCCAGUAUGCCACAGCUGCAGAAGUAGGAAUCUCGAAUGUGUCUACGGAACUCGAUUGAGUUUUCUCUCGAAAAAUGCGCACACGCUAGAUCAAUCUACAGCCGCACAUGAAGGCGACAAUCAUCGAUACAACUCGGUGCAGUUUGUGGCAGAGAUUCCUCCAGACAGACCCCAGAAUGCGAAUAUCCACGGUGAAAAUAUCAGCCCAUUCGUCAAGAGCUGCUCUCAGGCACAGAAUGCAGAAAGCAUUGGGCUUAGCGGCGAAAAUACAAUAUCCCAGACCGGCUUUACCUCGCACCUUCAUCCAGCUACAGGGCAAGAGAUAAGAGAUGUUGGCUUGAAUGUAAGAUCUUCUUUAGAUCCACGUCACCUACUGCGAAACCCCUCUGGACUAUCAAGUCGGAGUUCCUUUGGCGAGCACUACGAAGAAUCUGCCGUCCACGAUCUACUCGCACUAGGACACUCGACUAUGGAAACUCAUCCUACAGAGAAUAUAAAUUUAUCUGUAUCGGUUCAGCAGACUUCAUGUCUGUCUUUAAAUCCUACCGCAGCGGCCUGUAUGAGCUCGGCUGUUUCCUCCGGCAAUCUUGUUUCUGCGCAAGACACAAACUCGGAACAAGUCCUCGAACUCCUCAAGCAUUUCCGUUAUGAGAUUGCUCCGUGGUUGGAUAUAUAUGACAUGUCACACUCUUUCGGCAUAUUGGUUUCGCGGAUGGCAAUGGCAUCACGAGAGCUGCUUUACGCAUUGCUUGCUGUCUCCGCAAAGUCCCUGGCUUCACUAGACUCGUCGCCUUCAACUUUUCGCUCAGAUGCAAACAAAUAUGUAGACAUCUCCGAGUCAUAUCGGAACAUAGAAAAAGCAACCAAUAAUCUGCACCGAACAGUGGCUGCAGUGCUAAGGGUAGUCUAUCAUCUUUCAUCAAGGCUUUCCGAUACACGGAUGAAGAUUGCUAAAGAGAUCGAGUCUGUUGUUACGGUCUCUACCAAUCCCUGGGAGCCAGUUCUGAUGGCUGCAGUUUAUGGCCUCCUUCUUAGAAUAGAUAUUAGCAGCGCACUCACUAAUAAUACGACAUUGCGAGUUCCGAUUCACGCGAACGUCCAUGCCCCAGCGGCUGCCAUGCAAUCGCACUUGGAUGUCGUGUUUCGUCAUAGUCAGUACAUCCUUAUUCUUUGUGCGCAGGCUGUCCAGCUCCAAAGCGCGACUCUGGAAACAGAAUCACCGCUCCAACCAACGGGCCCAGAGAAAUUCGUAGAGAGGUGGAAGAUGUUAGUUGCAAGUCUUGGUGACUGGUACAAGAAUCGCCCGCAGGGGUUCUGGCCGAUGCUCGAACUUUCUUCAACUCCAGAGAUGGCCGAAACUGUCAACCCAUUUCCAAUGAUACUCUUCACGAAUUCCGCGGCCGUAUUUGCUAACCAAAUGCUCCAUACCGCCAUGUGUCUUCUUCUUGAUCGCAGACCACGAACAUUAAAAUCCAUGGAUAAUCACAAUGUUAUGAUGUCUCCUCUCUGGAACGCUCAUCGCAUAUGCGGUAUUGCUCUAAACAACGACCGCCGUGAAUGCUGGGAUCCCUCGCUGGUUGCAUCAUUGUUUGUUGCUGCAAGAAAGAUGACCCACGAGUCUCAACAGAAAGAAAUAGAGAAAGGGUUUCUUCGUAUCCAAGAACUGACGGGGUGGGAUAUGCACGAUCCGCUGGCUAAGCUCCAUGAGACUUGGAGACUUGCGGACGGUAACUAG